This is a messenger RNA of Camelina sativa (false flax), 889 nucleotides long. Its product is annotated as clathrin light chain 1. The record is from RefSeq and is a predicted model, not a curated record. Gene Ontology annotation, biological process: intracellular protein transport; clathrin-dependent endocytosis. NCBI's taxonomy places the organism in Eukaryota, Viridiplantae, Streptophyta, Magnoliopsida, Brassicales, Brassicaceae. Gene Ontology annotation, cellular component: plasma membrane; clathrin coat of trans-Golgi network vesicle; clathrin coat of coated pit. Gene Ontology annotation, molecular function: clathrin heavy chain binding; structural molecule activity.
AUUGAGACCAACAAGACUGAUAACCGCGAAAAGGAAAAACUAUACUGGGCUAACCAAGAGAAGUUCCACGAAGAUGUUGACAAGCAUUACUGGAAAGCUAUUGCAGAGCUAAUCCCGCGUGAGGUUCCCAACAUCGAGAAGAAGAGAGGGAAAAAGGAUCCGGACAAGAAACCAUCAGUGAAUGUUAUCCAAGGUCCUAAACCUGGGAAGCCAACUGAUCUAGGGAGAAUGAGGCAGAUAUUCUUGAAGCUCAAGACUAAUCCCCCACCCCACAUGAUGCCACCUCCUCCUCCAGCCAAAGAUGCCAAAGAUGGCAAAGAUGCAAAAGAUGCCAAAGAUGGGAAGGAUGCAAAAGGAGGAAAAGACGCCAAGAACCUAAAAGAUGGGAAACCUGCGGAUCCAAAGGCCACAGAGGAAAAACCUGCUUCACCUGCCAAAGACGCAAGUGUUGAAAUAGCUAAACCUGAGGUUGCUGCCUCAGGAGAGGGAGAAAAACAUGUGGCUGAGGCUGAGGCUGAGGGAGCCAAGGCAGAGUGAAAAAGGGUCUUUAGUAUUACUGUUGUGGGGAGUAUUUGAUAUUGAAGUCACAAUAGCUGCGGGCGAAAUAAGAAGGGGUAAGUCAUGCGCACAUAGACGCUCUAGUGGGGGCUAUCUGUGGGCACAAUUUCCUCUUUCUGGAGAGAGAAUUUUAGUCCUUUUGUGUUGGUUAUUAUUUUUUAUUUACCAUUAUAUUUGUUCUGCAAAAUUUGGUUUUUUGUCUUGGAUGAUGUUCACUUUAAAAUUAUUUUGGUUCCACGUGUGUCAUUUAUAAGACUUUAAGAAGUAAAGGUUGUUGGAUGAAUCAUUGGAUUGUAUGAAUGAAUGUGGACAUAAUGUGGUUGAGAGGGUC